This is a messenger RNA of Acanthoscelides obtectus, 392 nucleotides long. The record is from the annotation of a GenBank genome assembly. Lineage: Eukaryota; Metazoa; Arthropoda; Insecta; Coleoptera; Chrysomelidae.
CACAUCGAGUUGGCUGCGGCGCGAAACAAACUCGCAUCAAGCCUCGCGCCGCUCGGCACAGCUAACUGCGAUCCCACAGCUCGGAUCGCGUGGUGAAAAUCGACAGGAUUACAGCGGAAGUGUCAUGAGACAGCAAUGACGUGUGCAUGAGGGUGCGAGGGUGGUGACAUAACCUCAACGAUGACGGUCAACGAGUACAAGGAAGCCACCUGUGCCACGGCUGGGGCCCAGGAUGACAUGGAAAUCGAGGAAAACGUCGUUGUGGCCGAGCACCAUCAGAACGAGGCAGAGGGGGAAAACCUGCUAGGGAGAGUUUUGGCAGGAGUCCGACGGGUCAAACCAUGCCUACCGCCUUUUCGCUCGAUGCCGAGUUCCUGUUAAGUGUCCUCGCC